Messenger RNA from Oikopleura dioica, 363 nucleotides. The record is from the annotation of a GenBank genome assembly. NCBI's taxonomy places the organism in Eukaryota, Metazoa, Chordata, Appendicularia, Copelata, Oikopleuridae.
AUGGUUCAUUAUUGCCGCAAAAAGUGCACUGAUAAUGACUGCGAGGACUGUCUCGCUGGAGCUCAUUUUAUGUCCCGAAGAAUAACAAAAAGCCUUAUGAUUGGAGAAACGAGAUGCUUUUGCAAACAGGGAUACAUAAACAGAUCUUGUGGACAGUUGAACCGAGCGAUCUUGCCCAGCUUUCCAGCUUUUCCAAGCUUUUAUUUACCAAGGCUCUUUGACGACGAAGAAGAAGAAGAACGUUUUUCUGGGAGGGGUCAAGAAGAUGAAGAAGAUGAGGAAGUGGAAGAGUCAGAUUUUUCUUCUUCCGAAAAAUUAUCGAUUGUUUUGAACAAACUUCAGAAAAUCCGGCAAAUGGACUGA